Cariama cristata (Red-legged seriema) is the source of this 8486-nucleotide messenger RNA. Its product is annotated as probable ubiquitin carboxyl-terminal hydrolase FAF-X. Gene Ontology annotation, cellular component: cytosol; nucleus. The transcript is spliced from 44 exons. Gene Ontology annotation, molecular function: cysteine-type deubiquitinase activity; cysteine-type endopeptidase activity. The record is from RefSeq and is a predicted model, not a curated record. Gene Ontology annotation, biological process: cell migration; protein deubiquitination. Bases 160 to 7818 code for a protein of 2552 amino acids. NCBI's taxonomy places the organism in Eukaryota, Metazoa, Chordata, Aves, Cariamiformes, Cariamidae.
GGUUAUGCAAUGGUCUCUGCAAGAUGGCAUGUUCUUGAGUUGGAGCUUUUUAAGGCAAGCAUAUGCUGGUACUUCAACUUUACUAAGUGGACUAUAAUUUCUUCUCUCACAACAACUACAUAAGCAGACAAAAUUGCAAAGAUCUGCCCUGUGUCGAGUAUGACAGCCACGACUCGUGGCUCUCCAGUAGGAGGGAAUGAUAGCCAGGGCCAGGCUCCUGAUGGACAGUCCCAGCCUCCCCUCCAGCAGAAUCAGACUUCUUCACCUGAUUCUUCCAAUGAGAACUCCCCAGCUACCCCGCCUGAUGAGCAGGGCCAAGGAGAUGCUCCACCCCAGCUUGAAGAUGAGGAGCCUGCAUUUCCACACACAGACCUGGCAAAGUUGGAUGACAUGAUCAACAGGCCUCGAUGGGUUGUUCCUGUAUUGCCGAAAGGGGAAUUAGAAGUUCUUCUAGAAGCUGCUAUCGACCUAAGUAAAAAAGGCCUUGAUGUCAAAAGUGAAGCAUGCCAGCGAUUUUUUCGAGAUGGGUUAACAAUAUCUUUCACAAAAAUCCUUACGGAUGAGGCAGUGAGCGGCUGGAAGUUUGAGAUUCAUAGAUGUAUUAUUAACAACACUCAUCGACUAGUAGAACUGUGUGUGGCCAAGCUGUCCCAAGAUUGGUUUCCCCUUCUUGAACUUCUUGCCAUGGCCUUAAAUCCUCACUGCAAAUUCCAUCUAUACAAUGGUACUCGCCCCUCAGAAACUGUUCCUGCAGGAGUCCAGCUCGCUGAAGAUGAACUAUAUGCCCGUCCUCCGGACCCACGAUCACCAAAGGGUUGGCUAGUAGAUCUUAUCAACAAAUUUGGCACAUUAAAUGGAUUUCAGAUCUUGCAUGAUCGCUUCAUGAGUGGAUCAGCCUUGAAUGUUCAGAUAAUUGCAGCGCUCAUCAAGCCAUUUGGACAAUGUUACGAAUUUCUAACAUUACAUACAGUGAAGAAAUAUUUCCUUCCAAUUAUAGAAAUGGUUCCACAAUUUUUAGAAAAUUUAACAGAUGAUGAACUGAAAAAAGAAGCAAAGAAUGAAGCCAAAAACGAUGCUCUGUCAAUGAUAAUCAAAUCUCUAAAGAACUUAGCUUCAAGAGUUCCAGGACAAGAAGAAACUGUAAAAAACUUAGAAAUAUUUAGGUUAAAAAUGAUACUUAGGUUGUUACAAAUUUCUUCUUUCAAUGGUAAAAUGAAUGCACUAAAUGAAGUUAACAAAGUAAUAUCCAGUGUGUCAUAUUAUACUCAUCGACAUGGUAAUCCUGAAGAGGAAGAAUGGCUUACAGCUGAAAGAAUGGCAGAAUGGAUCCAGCAGAAUAAUAUUUUAUCAAUUGUGUUGAGAGAUAGUCUUCAUCAACCUCAAUAUGUAGAGAAGUUAGAGAAAAUUCUCCGUUUUGUUAUCAAAGAGAAAGCCCUCACUUUGCAGGAUCUUGACAACAUUUGGGCUGCACAGGCAGGAAAACAUGAAGCCAUUGUAAAAAAUGUACAUGAUCUUCUUGCAAAAUUAGCUUGGGAUUUCUCUCCUGAACAACUUGAUCACCUGUUUGAUUGUUUUAAGGCAAGUUGGACAAAUGCAAGCAAGAAGCAACGUGAGAAACUACUUGAGCUAAUUCGUCGUCUUGCAGAGGAUGACAAGGAUGGUGUGAUGGCACACAAAGUGCUGAACCUUUUGUGGAAUUUGGCUCAUAGUGAUGAUGUACCAGUUGAUAUCAUGGACCAGGCUCUUAGUGCCCAUAUUAAAAUCUUAGAUUACAGCUGUUCACAGGAUCGAGAUACACAAAAGAUCCAGUGGAUAGAUCGUUUUAUAGAAGAGCUUCGCACAAAUGACAAAUGGGUCAUUCCUGCACUGAAACAAAUUAGGGAAAUUUGCAGUUUGUUUGGUGAAGCACCACAAAACUUGAGUCAAACUCAGCGAAGUCCCCAUGUGUUUUACCGACAUGACUUAAUCAAUCAACUUCAGCACAAUCAUGCCCUAGUUACAUUGGUUGCAGAAAAUCUCUCUGCCUAUAUGGAAAGCAUGAGGCAGUAUGCUAAAGAGCACGGUGAAUAUGAUCCUCAAACUGUAAGACCAGGAAGCAGAUACAGUCAUGUGCAGGAAGUACAGGAGCGACUUAACUUCUUACGAUUUUUAUUGAAGGAUGGUCAGCUGUGGCUCUGUGCCCCUCAGGCGAAGCAAAUAUGGAAGUGUUUAGCUGAAAAUGCGGUUUAUCUUUGUGAUCGUGAAGCCUGUUUUAAAUGGUAUUCCAAACUAAUGGGGGAUGAACCAGACUUAGACCCUGACAUUAAUAAGGACUUCUUUGAAAAUAAUGUGCUUCAGCUGGAUCCUUCCCUAUUAACAGAAAAUGGAAUGAAAUGUUUUGAACGUUUCUUCAAAGCUGUGAACUGUCGAGAAGGAAAGCUAGUAGCAAAGAGACGAGCCUAUAUGAUGGAUGAUCUGGAAUUAAUAGGAUUAGACUACCUUUGGAGGGUUGUGAUUCAGGGAAAUGAUGACAUCGCAAACAGAGCAAUAGAUCUUCUUAAAGAGAUCUAUACUAAUCUUGGCCCAAGGUUACAAGUUAAUCAGGUAGUGAUUCAUGAAGACUUCAUUCAGUCCUGUUUUGAUCGUCUAAAAGCCUCCUAUGAUACAUUAUGUGUGUUGGAUGGAGAUAAAGACAGUAUCAAUUGUGCAAGACAAGAAGCAAUACGAAUGGUGAGAGUAUUGACUGUUUUGAGAGAGUAUAUAAAUGAAUGUGACAGUGAUUACCACGAAGAAAGAACUAUUCUACCUAUGUCAAGAGCUUUCCGUGGUAAACAUAUCACACUGGUAGUUCGUUUUCCAAACCAAGGCCGACAGGUGGAAGAUUUGGAUAUUUGGUCUCAUACAAAUGACACAAUUGGCCAAGUACGGCGUUGUAUUCUCAAUCGUAUUAAAGCCAAUAGUGCGCACACAAAAGUAGAACUGUUCAUCGGUGGUGAGCUGGUGGACCCUGCAGAUGAUAGAAAAUUAAUUGGGCAGUUGAAUCUCAAAGAUAAAACGCUAAUUACGGCAAAGCUUACACAGAUAAAUUCUAAUAUGCCCUCAAGUCCAGAUAGUUCUUCUGACUCUUCAACUGGUUCUCCGGGCAACCAUGGCAAUCACUACAGCGAUGGUCCAAAUCCGGAAGUUGAAAGCUGUUUACCUGGAGUGAUCAUGUCACUGCAUCCUCGAUACAUCUCUUUUCUUUGGCAAGUUGCAGACUUGGGCAGUAGCCUAAAUAUGCCACCUCUUAGAGAUGGAGCACGUGUUCUUAUGAAACUCAUGCCACCAGAUAACACUACAGUUGAGAAACUGAGAGCUAUUUGUUUAGAUCAUGCAAAGCUUGGGGAAAGCAGCCUUAGUCCAUCCCUUGAUUCUCUGUUCUUUGGUCCUUCUGCCUCACAAGUGCUGUAUCUAACAGAGGUAGUCUAUGCCUUGUUAAUGCCUGCCAGUGCACCUCUGGGAGAAGAUGCCAGUGACUUCCAAUACAACUUCUUAAAAAGUGGUGGUUUGCCUCUUGUAUUGAGCAUGCUGACUAGAAAUAACUUCCUGCCAAAUGCAGACAUGGAAACUCGAAGGGGUGCCUACCUUAACGCUCUAAAAAUAGCAAAAUUAUUGCUAACAGCAAUUGGAUAUGGCCAUGUUCGAGCUGUGGCAGAAGCUUGUCAGCCCGUUGUGGAAGGCACAAGUACAAUUUCACCGAUCAACCAGGCUACGCAUGACCAGGCAGUGGUGCUACAAAAUGCCCUACAAAACAUUCCUAAUCCCACUUCAGAAUGCAUGCUAAGAAAUGUAGCAAUACGUCUUGCACAGCAAAUAUCUGAUGAGGCUUCAAAAUACAUCCCUGAUAUCUGUGUUAUUAGGGCAGUACAAAAAAUUGUUUGGGCAUCGGGGUGUGGGUCAGUUCAGCUGGUUUUCAGCUCAAAUGAGGAAAUUAGUAAAAUCUAUGAAAAGACAAAUGCAGGAAAUGAACCAGACAUCGAAGAUGAACAAGUUUGCUGUGAAGCAUUGGAGGUGAUGACCCUGUGUUUUGCUUUGAUUCCAACGGCACUGGAUGCACUCAGUAAAGAAAAGGCGUGGCAGACGUUUAUCAUUGAUUUGCUAUUGCACUGUCACAGCAAAACUGUUCGUCAGAUGGCACAGGAGCAAUUCUUUUUAAUGGCUACCAGGUGUUGCAUGGGACAGAGACCUCUCCUUUUCUUCAUUACCCUGCUGUUUACUGUUCUAGGGAGUACUGCAAGAGAGAGAGCUAAGCAUUCUGGAGACUACUUCACUCUCUUAAGACAUCUUCUUAACUAUGCUUACAACAGUAAUAUUAAUGUACCCAAUGCUGAAGUUCUUCUCAAUAAUGAAAUUGACUGGCUUAAGAGGAUUAGGGAUGAAGUAAAAAGAACAGGAGAGACCGGUGUUGAAGAAACUAUCUUAGAGGGUCACCUUGGAGUAACAAAAGAGUUGUUAGCAUUCCAGACACCUGAGAAGAAAUACCAUAUUGGUUGUGAAAAAGGAGGUGCUAAUCUCAUUAAAGAGUUGAUAGAUGAUUUCAUCUUUCCGGCAUCCAAUGUUUAUCUACAAUACAUGAGAAAUGGAGAAUUGCCUGCUGAGCAGGCCAUACCAGUCUGUAGUUCGCCAGCUACGAUUAAUGCUGGCUUUGAGCUACUAGUUGCGCUAGCAGUUGGAUGUGUUCGAAAUCUCAAACAGAUAGUAGACACAUUGACUGAAAUGUAUUACAUAGGUACAGCAAUCACUACUUGUGAAGCGCUUACAGAAUGGGAAUAUCUACCACCUGUUGGGCCUCGACCGCCAAAGGGAUUUGUAGGACUAAAAAAUGCUGGUGCCACUUGUUACAUGAAUUCUGUCAUUCAGCAGCUGUACAUGAUUCCAGCUAUCAGGAAUGGGAUUCUUGCAAUUGAAGGCACAGGCAGUGAUGUAGAUGAUGACAUGUCUGGGGAUGAAAAGCAGGACAAUGAGAGCAAUGUUGACCCACGAGAUGAUGUGUUUGGUUAUCCGCAUCAGUAUGAAGACAAACCAGCACUGAGUAAAACAGAAGAUAGAAAAGAGUACAAUAUUGGAGUUCUGAGGCAUCUCCAAGUAAUCUUUGGUCAUUUAGCAGCUUCCAGGCUACAGUACUAUGUACCAAGAGGGUUUUGGAAACAAUUUAGACUUUGGGGUGAACCUGUAAAUCUACGUGAACAACAUGAUGCUUUAGAAUUUUUUAAUUCCUUGGUGGACAGUUUAGAUGAAGCUUUAAAAGCUUUGGGCCAUCCAGCAAUGUUAAGUAAAGUUUUAGGAGGGUCCUUUGCUGAUCAGAAGAUUUGUCAAGGAUGCCCACAUCGGUACGAAUGCGAGGAAUCCUUCACAACUCUGAAUGUAGAUAUAAGAAAUCACCAAAACCUUCUUGAUUCUUUGGAACAGUACGUCAAAGGAGAUUUAUUGGAAGGUGCAAAUGCAUAUCAUUGUGAAAAAUGCAACAAAAAGGUUGAUACAGUGAAACGCUUGUUGAUUAAGAAGUUGCCUCCAGUUCUUGCGAUCCAGUUGAAACGAUUUGAUUAUGACUGGGAAAGGGAAUGUGCAAUCAAGUUCAAUGAUUAUUUUGAAUUUCCACGAGAGCUGGACAUGGAGCCUUACACGGUGGCAGGCGUAGCUAAAUUGGAAGGAGAUGAUGUAAAUCCUGAAAAUCAGUUAAUACAAAAUGAACAGUCUGAAAAUGAACACUCUGGGAGCACAAAAUACAGGCUUGUUGGUGUACUUGUACACAGUGGUCAGGCCAGUGGUGGACAUUAUUACUCUUAUAUUAUCCAGAGGAAUGGUGGAGAUGGUGAGAAGAAUCGGUGGUAUAAAUUUGAUGAUGGAGAUGUGACAGAGUGUAAAAUGGAUGAUGAUGAAGAAAUGAAAAAUCAGUGUUUUGGUGGAGAAUACAUGGGAGAAGUGUUUGAUCACAUGAUGAAGCGUAUGUCCUACAGACGCCAGAAGAGGUGGUGGAAUGCUUAUAUUCUUUUUUAUGAACGUAUGGACACAAUAGACAAAGACAAUGAACUAAUAAAAUAUAUUUCAGAACUCGCUGUCACCACUAAACCCCAUCAGAUUAAAAUGCCAUCAGCCAUUGAACGAAGUGUACGGAAGCAGAAUGUGCAGUUCAUGCAUAAUCGUAUGCAGUACAGCCUAGAAUAUUUCCAGUUCAUAAAGAAGUUGCUUACUUGUAAUAGUGUCUACUUAAAUCCUCCUCCAGGACAAGAUCAUCUGUUGCCUGAAGCAGAAGAAAUAACUAUGAUUAGUAUUCAGCUUGCUGCUAGAUUUCUCUUCACCACAGGAUUUCAUACAAAGAAAAUAGUCCGUGGCCCUGCUAGUGAUUGGUAUGAUGCAUUAUGCAUCCUUCUUCGUCACAGCAAGAAUGUACGCUUUUGGUUUGCACACAACGUCCUUUUUAAUGUUUCAAACCGCUUCUCUGAGUACCUUUUGGAAUGCCCUAGCGCAGAAGUGAGGGGUGCAUUUGCAAAACUUAUAGUAUUUAUUGCACAUUUUUCAUUGCAAGAUGGACCAUGUCCUUCACCUUUUGCCUCUCCUGGACCUUCCAGUCAGGCUUACGAUAACUUAAGUUUAAGUGAUCACUUGCUGAGAGCGGUACUAAAUCUUCUAAGAAGGGAAGUAUCUGAACAUGGGCGCCAUUUGCAGCAGUAUUUCAAUCUGUUUGUGAUGUAUGCCAACCUAGGUGUAGCAGAGAAGACCCAACUUCUGAAACUAAAUGUUCCUGCAACCUUCAUGCUUGUGGCUCUGGAUGAAGGUCCAGGUCCUCCAAUUAAAUACCAGUAUGCUGAACUGGGGAAGCUGUACACUGUUGUGUCACAACUGAUCCGUUGUUGCAAUGUGUCAUCGCGGAUGCAGUCUUCUAUCAACGGUAAUCCCCCACUUGCCAACCCUUACGGUGAUCCUAAUUUAUCUCAACCCAUAAUGGCACUUCAGCAGAACGUAGCAGACAUUUUGUUUGUGAGAACUAGUUAUGUGAAGAAAAUUAUUGAAGAUUGCAGCAACUCUGAAGAGACCAUCAAGUUGCUUCGUUUCUGCUGUUGGGAGAAUCCUCAGUUCUCUUCCACUGUCCUCAGUGAACUUCUUUGGCAGGUUGCAUAUUCAUACACAUACGAGCUUCGACCUUAUUUGGAUCUGCUUCUGCAAAUCCUAUUAAUUGAGGACUCUUGGCAAACUCACAGGAUUCACAAUGCACUUAAGGGAAUCCCAGAUGACAGGGAUGGACUAUUUGACACCAUUCAGCGCUCUAAGAAUCAUUAUCAGAAAAGAGCUUACCAGUGUAUAAAGUGCAUGGUAGCUCUCUUCAGCAACUGUCCUGUAGCCUACCAGAUCCUUCAGAGCAAUGGAGAUUUAAAGAGAAAAUGGACCUGGGCAGUAGAAUGGCUUGGAGACGAACUUGAGCGUAGACCAUACACUGGCAAUCCCCAAUACACCUAUAAUAAUUGGUCUCCACCAAUACAAAGCAAUGAAACAUCAAAUGGCUACUUCCUAGAGAGAUCACACAGUGCUAGAAUGACUCUUGCAAAAGCUUGUGAACUCUGCCCAGAGGAGGAACCAGAUGAUCCUGAUGCCCCAGAUGAACAUGAGUCUUCUCCACCUGAAGAUGCCCCACUGUAUCCCCAUUCACCUGGUUCUCAGUAUCAACAGAAUAACCACGUGCAUGGACAGCCAUAUACAGGCCCGGCAGCACAUCAUAUGAACAACCCUCAGCGAACUGGCCAACGAGCACAAGAAAAUUAUGAAGGCAGUGAAGAAGUUUCCCCACCUCAGACAAAAGAUUAGUGAAAUGCACAUAAUCAAUUAACUUGCUCCAUCAAGACUGUGCACCCAGGCCUUACAGUCCAACCUUUCUCUGUGUCUGGCUAAUAUUUAAAACUAGAAAAAACUAUUCCUAAUCAACAUGGAGUGGAGAGUCUAUUCACUGUCUUAUCUGCAGAAAAUUGCUGUCAAUAUAUAACCCGCCUGCAGUGGAAAGUGUAUAGUGUUUUGUAAUAAAUGGCCUGAUGCUAAUGUGUAAAUGGCAAAGGUGUAUAUAGUAUAUUAAUGUUUGACUGUUAAUUCUUGAGCAAGAAACAUUUUUUUUGUCUUGAUGAGACUCACAGAUCUACAAAAACAAAAAAUAACUUCUUGAUAUAUCUGCUGCGCUCUGCAACCAGUGUUGCCUGCCUCAUGGCAGUCGGAUCAACUCCUUUACGAAAAAGCCUAUCCAUGUCAACCACAAAAAUAGUUUCAUGUUAAUUCUUUGCCACUGGAGUCGAUUUUACUAUGAGCAACGUAAUGGCUGGUAAUCUUUUAAUUAUUUGGUUGAUGUGGAAAAUUGGUGAUGUAAUAUUGUUUCUAGAUCUUUUUUCAUUGCCUUUUUCAUUCUGGUAUUAGGUUAAUCACUUUGAAGCUAUAGUUAUGCUGUAACAUUUAGCAUGGCUUCACACCAAGUUAGUGUAGCCAAUGAG